AGCCGACGUCCCUCCCUGUCUGUUAUGUAAUUGUCUUUUGAGUCAAAUCUCAUAUAAUGGAGAAUAACAUGUGGCACCUAAACUGGGUUUGCAGAUGUUUGUUAGGUGUCUAGAAGUUGUAGACAGAGAAGCUUACAGUUGGCAAUUUUUGACUAACAUCUAGUCUCUGUCAAGCAGCAAAACAUAUAGUUUACUGAAAAUUUAUUUCAAGCAAAUCAUGGCUUCCCGAGAUCUGUUUUUUCAGUCUUUCCUUCUAUUCAUCCUCUUCUCGUUUUGUGUCUCCGACGACACACUUCAGGCAACCCAAAUGAUCAAAGAUGGCAACUUCUUGAUCUCUAAGGAAAAUACUUUCGCUUUAGGAUUUUUCAGCCCCGGCAGUUCUAGCUAUAGGUAUCUCGGAAUUUGGUUCCAUAAAAUACCGGAACAAACUGUGGUGUGGGUAGCAAACAGGAACUUUCCAAUCCAUGGCUUCUCAGGCAUUCUCUCAAUUAAUCCACAUGGAAACCUCGCUAUCCAUGCUGAUCAUGAACAAAAAUUGCAGGUAUGGUCGACCAAUGUUUCAGUGGAAGCAACAGAGAGUUGUACGGCUCAGCUGUUGGAUUCAGGGAAUCUGGUUUUGGUCCAGGGUAGAAGCAAAAGAAUUGUGUGGCAAAGUUUUGAUUAUCCGACAGAUACCAUAAUAAAAGGAAUGAAAUUGGGGAUAAACUGGAGACAAGGUUUGGACUGGUCCCUAACCUCAUGGAGAUCAGCAGAUGACCCAGGAACAGGGAACUACUCGGCUAAGGUUGAAACAAGUGGCUCACCACAGUACUUUAUAUAUAACGGUGAUAAGCGUCGUUGGCGAAGUGUCUCAUGGCCAUGGCCAUGGAAAACGUUACCGAAUUUGUCCAACUACAGUUUUGUUAACAAUCAAGACGAGAUAUAUUUUACCUUUUCUGGAGAUUUAAAUUCUAGUAUAGUGAGAAUCAGGAUGGAUUACUCAGGAUUGAUCAAGUGGAGCAUAUGGCAUGAAGGUGACGGCCAAUGGAAGGAGUUCUGGUCGGCACCCAAGUCUCUUUGUGAUUUUUAUGGAUACUGUGGUGCUUACAGUAACUGUUAUCUUAGCAAUGGUCUCACUUUUGAAUGCUCCUGUUUACCUGGUUAUGAACCCAAGUCCCCAAGGGACUGGCGUCUAAGAGACGGCUCAGGUGGGUGUGUAAGGAAGCGACUUGAAUCUUCGUCACUGUGUGGGAAUGGAGAAGGGUUUGUGAAAGUGGAACAUGUUAAGCUUCCUGAUAGUUCUGCAGCAGUUUGGGUGGACAUGAGUAUGAGUCGGUCGGAUUGUGAACAAGAAUGUAAGAGAAAUUGCUCCUGUGCUGCAUAUGCAAGCAUACCAAUUGCUGGGAAAGGGAUGGGUUGUCUGGCUUGGUAUGGAGCAUUAAUAGAUACAAUAAAUUUUGAGGAUCAAAGCAAGAAUGAUCUGUAUGUUCGUGUUGAUGCUCUUGAAUUAGCUGAGCUUGCAAGGAGCUCAAAAGGAUUUCUUGAAACAAAGGGGAUGGUAGCCAUUUUGGUAUUUUCUUCUGUUUCAGCAUGGUUUGUCAUAAGCAUAUUUGUUUAUUUGUGGCUCUAUAACAGGAGAAAAGGGACAACGAGGGAGACAAGGAACAAAAGAUUAGUAUAUUCCAUUGACACAUUGCCGGAAGAUGGGCUUAGUGGAAUUGAAAGUCAUCCACACUUGGAAUUCUUUUGUUUCAGUGCUAUACUUCAUGCCACUAACAAUUUCUCCCCAGCUAACAUUCUUGGACAGGGUGGUUUUGGCCCAGUUUAUAAGGGUCUGCUGCCUAAUGGGCAAGAGGUUGCUGUAAAAAGAUUAUCUAAAAAUUCCAGACAAGGAGUAGAAGAAUUUAAAAAUGAAGUUAUGUUGAUCGCCAAGCUUCAACACAGGAAUCUUGUUAAACUUCUUGGAUGCUGCAUUGAGAAAGAAGAACAGAUGUUAGUUUAUGAAUACUUGCCAAACAAAAGUUUGGACUCAUUUCUUUUUGAUGAAACAAGGAGUUUUCUUUUGGAUUGGAAAAAACGCUUCAAUAUUAUCAUUGGCAUUGCUCGUGGUAUAUUAUAUCUUCAUCAAGACUCGAGUUUAAGAAUUAUUCAUAGAGAUUUAAAAUGCAGCAACAUUCUACUAGAUGGUGACAUGAAUCCAAAAAUUUCUGAUUUUGGGAUGGCCAGAACAUUCAUAAAUGACCAACUUCAUGACAAGACAAAUCGAGUUGUGGGAACUUACGGUUAUAUGUCACCAGAGUAUGCUGUAUUUGGAAAAUUUUCAAUAAAAUCUGAUGUAUUUAGUUUUGGAGUUAUCUUGUUGGAGAUUAUAAGUGGCAAGAAGAGUAAUGGUUUCAAUGUGGAGGAUGCUUCACUAAGCUUGAUAGGACAUGUCUGGGAAUUAUGGAGUGAAGACAAGGCAUUAGAACUCGUAGAUUCAUCGUUAAAGGAUUCAUAUGUUACAAAUGAAGUGUUGAGAUGCAUUCAAAUCGGACUCUUAUGUGUGCAAGAAGAUGCUAUAGACAGACCAACCAUGUUAGUAGUUGUUCUCAUGUUGAACAGUGAGAUGGCUCUUCCUUCGCCAAAACAACCUGCAUUUAUAUUUAGAAAAUCCAUUAACAAUUCUAACUCAACUGUUGGAGAAGAAGGAUCAUGUUCUGUAAAUGAAUUGACAAUUACAGGAGUAACUGCCAUUAACAAUCUCUUCCCAGUGAGAUUGGAAAAGUGUUGACUGUCCAAAACCCGACAUCAAACCAUGGAUGCUAAAAGACUCUUCUUGCAUCCUUUGCUCAUGGUCCAUCAUCUAUUCAUCUUAUGUUCUUCGUCAGUUGACACCAUUGCCAGAAACCAAACCAUCAAAGAAGGCCAGCUUCUAAUCUCUAAAGAAAAUCAUUUCGCUUUAGGAUUUUUUAGCCCUGGCAGUUCCAGACACAGAUAUCUUGGAAUAUGGUUCCAUAAAAUACCAGAACAAACAGUUGUGUGGGUGGCAAACAGGAACAAUCCAAUCACUGGUUCCUCAGGAGUUCUCUCAGUUAACGAUAAUGGAGAUCUCGUUCUCUAUGGUGAUCAUGAACAAAUCUUUCCAGUAUGGUCUGCAAAUGUUUCUGUGGAAGUAGCAGAUGGUUGUGAAGCUCAGCUUUUAGACACUGGGAAUUUGAUUUUAUUCCAGGGAACAAGAAGAAACAAAAGAAUUCUGUGGCAAAGCUUUGAUUAUCCCACAAACACACUUCUACAAGGAAUGAAAAUUGGUCUGAACAAGAAAACAGGUUUUGAAUGGUUCCUAACUUCUUGGAAAUCACCACAUGAUCCAGCUACUGGGAACUAUUCAUUUAAGCUCAACCCAAGUGGCUCACCAGAGUUUUAUCUAUACAAGGGUGGCAACCAGUAUUGGAGAAGCAUCCCAUGGCCUUGGAGAACUAAUGCAGAUGCCUACAAUAACAGUUUUAUUAACAAUCUUGAAGACAAAUACUAUACGUUCUCUGUUGACUACUCUUCUGUUAUCAUAAGAUUAGUAAUGGAGGAUUCAGGAUCGCUCAAGCGGCUAACUUGGCAUGAAAACGACAGCCAAUGGAAAGAGUACUGGUCUGCACCUAAGCACAAGUGUGACUCUUUUGGGCAAUGUGGUCCUUACAGUUUGUGUGAUCCUUAUAAUUUUACUAACUAUGAGUGUGCUUGUUUACCUGGCUAUGAGCCCAAGUUCCCAUGGGACUGGCGUCUAAGAGAUGGCUCAGGUGGGUGCGUCAGGAAGCGACUGAAAUCUUCCUCAGUUUGUGGACAUGAAGAAGGGUUUGUGAAACUGUCAAAUGUUAAGACUCCUGUUGCUUCAGCAGCUGUCUGGGUGGAUAUGAGUAUGAGUCGGAUGAACUGCGAAAAAAACUGCAAGAACAAUUGUUCUUGCUCUGCAUAUGCAAGUAUACCAAUUGCUGGGAAAGGAACUGGUUGUUUAGCAUGGUACGGCGAGUUAAUGGACACAAUAGACCAUACAUAUUAUGGAUAUGAUCUCUAUGUUCGUGUAGAUGCUAUGGAAUUAGCUGAAAGAGCAAAAAAAUCAUACCCUUCUCUUAAAAUGAAGGGAAGGCUGCCCAUUUUUGUACUGUCUAUUGCUCCUGUAUGGUUUUUCCUUACAAUAUUCACCUGUUUGUGGCUGAAGAGAAGAGUGAAGAAAAGGAGCAGAAAAUCAGUUGAUUCAGUCUCUGGUUGCAAAGAUAUUUUUACUACAAACGAGCUACUGGACAGUAAUAAGCAUCAAGAUUUGGCCUUUUUAAGUCUCAACACCAUAUUAGUUGCCACUAACAAUUUAUCUUCAGCUAAUAAAAUAGGACAAGGUGGUUUUGGCUCUGUUUAUAAGGGUCGGCUAAGUAAUGGACAGGACAUAGCUGUAAAAAGACUAUCUAAAAAUUCAGGGCAAGGAAAAGAAGAGUUUAAAAAUGAAGUUAUGUUAAUUGCUAAACUUCAACAUCGGAAUCUUGUGAAACUAUUAGGAUGUUGCAUUCAGGGAGAAGAACGGAUUUUAAUUUAUGAAUACUUGCCGAAUGGAAGCUUAGACUUGUUUCUUUUUGAUCAGGUAAGAAAGUCAUACUUGAAUUGGAAUAAACGCUUUAGUAUUAUUGUUGGUAUUGCUCGUGGAAUUUUGUAUCUUCAUGAAGACUCGAGGCUCAGAGUUAUUCAUAGGGAUUUAAAAGGUAGCAAUAUCCUUUUAGAUGCGGAGAUGAACCCAAAAAUUUCAGAUUUUGGAUUGGCGAAAGUACUCAAAGGUGACCAGACUCAAUGCAAGACAAGCAGAGUUGUUGGGACUUAUGGCUAUAUGUCACCCGAGUAUGCAAUAUUCGGAAGAUUUUCUAUCAAGUCAGAUGUCUUUAGUUUUGGAGUUGUAUUACUAGAGAUUGUAAGUGGCAAGAAAAACAAUGGUUUCACUCAGGAUGUUUCUCAGAGCUUGAUAGGACAUGUGUGGGAGCUAUGGAGAGAAGACAGACCACUGGAGACUGUUGAUUGGUCAUUGAAAGAUUCAUACAAUCUUGAUGAAGCUUUGAGAUGCAUUCAUGUGGGACUCUUGUGUGUUCAAGAAAAUGCAUUGGACAGACCAACUAUGUUACAAGUUGUUCUAAUGCUGAGUAGUGAGAUUGCUCUUCCUUCUCCUAAACAGCCUGCCUUCAUCUUCAGAAAAUCUUGCAGCAAUUCUAAUUCUUCAGUAGUAGGGGAAGAUGGAUCUGCAUGUUCUAUUAAUGAUGUGACGAUUACAGCAGUUACCACUCGCUAAUUUCAAUUUAUAAAAGAUUUAUUAUUGGUUAGUGCA
Manihot esculenta (cassava) is the source of this 5311-nucleotide messenger RNA. RefSeq lists its product as uncharacterized. NCBI's taxonomy places the organism in Eukaryota, Viridiplantae, Streptophyta, Magnoliopsida, Malpighiales, Euphorbiaceae. The record is from RefSeq and is a predicted model, not a curated record. Gene Ontology annotation, biological process: recognition of pollen; protein phosphorylation. The transcript is spliced from 14 exons. Gene Ontology annotation, molecular function: ATP binding; protein serine/threonine kinase activity.